AAAGCUGACAUCAUUUCAUGAGCUCAUGUAGGUAUGUUCCUGCAGCAACACAAAACACAACAACUUUCGUGAUUUUGUGACUUUUUCAAGAGACUUUUUAAACACCUUUUGAUUGCCUUCACUUCUAAGGAAGCUACUUGAAGCGACAACAGAUGAGAGUUACUUUGUGCGCUCUUCCUUUCUGAUCAUCUGCAGAAAUGCAUUCAUUUGUCCUCAUAUAACUUCAACUCUAUAAACUGUUUUCACCGUUUGCAAAAAUGGAACAAAGUCUUGCUGAUCUACUCUCUGGUGCAUUUUCAGAAACAUCUGUUCCAUUGUUUCCUGAUGGAGAUUUGGACUUUGAGAAUUUAAAUUUUGAUGAAAAACUCGGGGAGGACAAAACAGGCAUCGCUCGUGAAAACCUACCAACAAAGGAAGACGAAUCUCUGAACGAGGAAGCAACUGUUCGAAGUGCAGACAUGGAAACUGAAGAUAUAUACAUGGCUGAAAAUGUUGAUGAAGAGCAGUCUGAUGGGGAGGAUUUUCAAGGUGCAGGGGUCAAGAGCACGGACAAAACACCAGCGGAGGAGGAAGAGGAUUACACAAGCUCCGGUGGGGAAUCUGAAGAGGAAGGUUCUGCCUCAGGAGAGGAUGAAGAGGAUGAGGAAGAGGAUUUGGGAACAGGAGAGGAAUCAGGUGAAUUGUUGAUGUCAGUCCACUGCGGUGGCGGGUUUUGCGAUGGUACUAAAGAGGACAGGAUCUUUGCUGAGGGACAACCUCUGGCCCCAGAGGGUGCUGAAAGCUCUCAAGUUAAAAACGAGGAGCAAGGUGACAGAGAGAGAGAUGAGGAGGUGUCCUAUUUUGAGAGAAUCCCUGAACGUGGUAGUGUGAUGAUGAUAAAAGACGACGGGAUUGAAGAGGAUGAGGAAGAAAAUGAAGAAGAAAAGCAAGAGGACUCAUCUGACUCUGAGUGUGAGGACAUGAAAAUCGAACAAGAGUCGGAGAUUGAAAAUCCUUGCAGAGAUAGCGCAACAAAAGCCAGUUUGGAGUUUCCAGAAAUAUCAGUGCAAAAUCUUCAGGAUCUUAUUGCUGAAGUGGAUAGUGAGGAGUGUGCAGAGAAAAUGAAAGAUUUCUCAGGGGAGGAGCACCAGGAGGCAGGUGAGAGCUUUGCAGAUUAUCCCUCAGACUUCUCUUCAUAUGAGGACGUAGAAGAUGGAGGAAAGAAUAAAAAAAGUGAUCACCAGUCGACUGCAAAGCAGGACGCCUGGCUGGAAAGAGCUGUAACAAAUAUAACAUGGAUGAGAAGAGAUGAGGAAACUGCUGAGGAGGGAGACGAGUAUCUGUACAGCAUAGAUUUAGAGGUGGAUGCUGAUAAGUUCAGGGGCUUGGAUGUGGCGACUGAAGAAAAAGACAGAGAGAAAACAGAGUUUGUUAAGGCCGGGUUGGCCUAUGCAGUUGUGACCGGGAGUGAUGAUGGAGAAGAGACAAGUGAGAGCGACUCCUACAGCUCUGAUGAUGAUGAUGAGGUCCAAGUAAAGAAGAGCGAUGAGGAACUCGUGGAGAAUAUGUGUCAACAAGAUCUUGAAAGCAACAAGCAACUGGAGGGGCUUCACGGGGGGAGCAGUGCGGCGUUUGCCUUGUGGAGCACAUCUGAUGACUACAACAGAGCAGAUUUCAACAUAAACUGGAAUAAUCUUCUGUCUGAAGACCUGUUAACCACAGAGGACACAGACAGAGCGGAAACAUUGCUUUCAGAUCUGACUCUGCGUCCCGCAGAAGCCGUCAACACCUGCUCUAUGGUACAGAGAGGGGACGCAACAAACACAAGCCCUUCUAACCAGGGGUCACUGGAUGACAGCUUCUUCUUCAACACUGAACCUGAAGCCUCUGGGAGCUCUGAGCUGGGACAGCUGGGAGAUGACGAGUACGAAGAUGAGAGGAACUGGGAACAAGAGAAGGAGAGAAUCAAAGCUUUCUACGAGUUUUAUGAUGACAGCGAAGGAGAGAACGACAGAGAAGGAAGGCAGAUAAAAGUUCAGUUUUGUACAGAUCCAUUAUCUCAAGUCAUUCACUAUGAAACUGACAGCAGCGACAGAGAUUCACUCAGCAGCUCCACAGACAGAGAGGAAGACCUGAGCUCUGCAGAAACAUCCGAGGAACUAAAGGAGCCUGAAGACAUCAUGCAAAUGCAGCCUGUUUGUGAGCCUCCAUGCGACACUCAACCACCAGAGAACGUGCCAGAUCCCUGCAAGACACAAAACUGUACCAGGAAACACAAAUGUCUCAACAUGCUGAAGCUGACACUGAAUAUGGGUGUGGUGAUAGGGAUGGGACUGGUGAUGCUCUGGUUCGCCACAGACCAAGCAGACUGGCUCAGCCAAAUGACGUUCUUUUAGGGCAAAACCUAAUUUUUACCUUGUUUAGAUGCUUAAAGAUUAUGGAAGAAAAAUCCAUAAUGACAAUAUUGUAAAAAUGUGAUGUAAUGUGCUAGACAUUCAAAGCUGAGUUCUGUUAUAUGCAAUUUUGUGCUUAAUAAAGAUAUAUCUUUGUUUACAAU
This is a messenger RNA of Larimichthys crocea (large yellow croaker), 2536 nucleotides long. Its product is annotated as midasin. The coding region runs from base 258 to 2375 and encodes 705 amino acids. The record is from RefSeq and is a predicted model, not a curated record. Lineage: Eukaryota; Metazoa; Chordata; Actinopteri; Sciaenidae. The transcript has 7 exons.